This is a messenger RNA of Lasiosphaeria miniovina, 410 nucleotides long. RefSeq lists its product as uncharacterized. Lineage: Eukaryota; Fungi; Ascomycota; Sordariomycetes; Sordariales; Lasiosphaeriaceae. The record is from RefSeq and is a predicted model, not a curated record. The transcript has a single exon. Bases 192 to 401 code for a protein of 69 amino acids.
CGCGACAGUGAUCGAAUUCGGAAAAGAUGGUCUUUCCCGGUCGCUUCAGCACCGGCUGCCUGCGCUGCCGUCAGCGCAAAGUUAAGGUGAGACAGCACCGCCAACCCCCCCGAACAGACCUUGUAUCGGAAGCCAAUAAACAGUGUGGAGCAAUGGCAACAACAAACCCCCCGGGACCCGGCCUGGCCUAGAUGGCUGCUUACAACAAAUUUGGCGGCGAAAAAUUCCGCUUACAGUCGUACAAGAACUGCGGCCGAGCCAUCCGCAUGCUGCAGGAUAUUGUGGGGACUGAAGAGCAAGCUACCGACGACAAGGUCCUCGCCUCCAUCUUGCUUCUGUGUACGCUCAAGGUACGUAUCACCGCCGCCGCCGCCACCACCACCACCACCGCUGUGACAUGAUCUCGCCGC